AUGUUUCGCAAUGUCCCGCCAAACCCACAGCAACAGCAGCAGUCAUAUCCACCUCAGCAAUAUGCCCAACAGCAACAACAACAGCAGCAACCGCAGUAUAAUCAACAACAGUCUCAGCAGCAACAGCAACAGCAACAGCAACAGCAACACCAGCAAGCUGCAAGUACUGUAGAUGGAGGAUCGGGAUCUAAUGGCGGAUCAGGACAGCAGGAGAUGAACCUUGCAAGCGUAUUGCAUUAUCUGCAAUCUGAGUGGAGGAGAUGGGAGAGGGAUAGGAAUGAAUGGGAGAUUGAAAGAGCUGAAAUGAGGGCAAGAAUAGCUUUGUUAGAAGGCCAGAGACGCUCAGCAGAGAAUCUAAAGGUUGAUCUAUUGAGGAGAGUGAAAAUGUUAGAAUUCGCUUUACGUCAGGAAAGGACUAAAUCGGUCAAUUCAGCAUCGGGCAAAGUAUCUAGCAUACCACCUUCGAAAUUGGCCUUGUUGCAAGAUGAAGACAGGAUGUCUACGGGAAGCAAGGAUGAGAACAAGGAAGGUAGUGGCAGUGAAGGUAGUCAGGAGGAUCUCGCCGAAAGAUCCUCCGGCUCUGUACCACCACCCUCAAAGAUGAAUGGUAUCCAUCCUGCCUCUAUAGGUAAAUCACCUCAACCUUUCAGACAAUCUACGACAGAUUCCAACUCUUCCUACUCGGCUUGGAAAAACAUAGGUUCUGCGCCCAGAGAUCCCAAGUCUCGUGCGAGGAGUAGGGAAUAUCUCAAACAAUGUCUCCAAGAAAUAAGUUAUUUGACUUCACCCGGAGCUCUCAACCCAUUGCCGCCCCGUCCACCUGUAGAUCCAACUUAUCCAUUACCUGAAUCUACCAAUCCUACAAAUCCCACCAACGAAAGUCCCGUCGACCCAUUAGAAAGACCUAGAAAAUCUAUACCCGAACAAAAUAUACCUUCAACGUUUGCUUCGUCAACAACAGCAGCAGCCGGAACAACAGAGCGAUCUCAAACAACCGAGAGUGAUAAUCGGCAUGAGCAGAAUCGUUCCUUGCCUAAUGGAGAAUCUAAAGAAGGCCCACCAGGGCAAUCUAGCGAUAUGUCCCUGGAUCCGACUGCCAAACCUCCUUCUUCACCUGCGCCUAGAACAGUCAACCUUCCUCCCUCUGACACACACACUGCACAGCAACCACCACCACAACCAAUGAAAUCGCAAAUUGAUACUCAAGUACCUCAAGAGCAAGGUAAUAACCAGAUUUUGACGGCGAUUUAUAGACCGGAUAGUAAGGCUGCGUGGAGGGAGGAGUUGAGAAAUGCUAAUGAGAUGGCUGAGAAGGCAAAAGAGGAUCGAAAACCCCUUACUUCCUCAUCGUCAGACGAAGAUCAACUAUCCUCCUUGACGCUCAACGUGGAAGAGGAUGAAUCGAAGCCCACCGAUGAUAGUUUGAACAACGGACCCGAAGAUAAAGUUUGGACGACCAGAAGAAGUCUCAAGUCGCAUUUAGACAUUGUCAGAGCGAUCGCUUUUGCCCACGGACCCGGAGUGGUUUUGGCAACGGGAGGUGAUGAUUGUACAGUAAAGGUGUGGGGAGUUGACGUGGGCAGUGUGAUGAGUCAGAAACCAUCUGCUCAAGAGAUUGAGCCUUUGAUAACCUAUCGUGGACAUAGCGCCCCCAUAACUUCGAUAGUGAUAUCCAGCUCCCUAUCAAUCAUAUUUUCCGCUUCGUUGGAUUCGACUAUCCGAUUAUGGAAAUUACCCUCUGUUCACCAUGAUCGAUACUCGAAUUAUGAUUCUUCGUUGGCCAUUCAGACGCUGGAGGGUCAUACGGAUGCCAUAUGGGAUCUGAAAUUGUUACCUUCCAGAGAGGUCAACGGCAAGAAGUUGAAUGGGAAAUUGAUUUCGGCAAGUUCGGAUGGAUCAAUCAAAAUUUGGAUCAAAGCGACUUCAUCGAAUGGUGAACAGGGUGGACAAGGUGGAUGGCAAUUGAAAUCUAGUUUUUCAGAUAUUUUCGAUCGAUCGAAAGAUGAGAUACCGACAUGUUUGGAAAUAUGUAAUUCCGAUUACGGAAACAUAUACAUAGGUACCAAUAAAGGAAGGGUACUUUUGUUUGAUACGGACUCUGAUGAUGGUAGAAUAUUGCAAGUGUUUGGUGAAGAGUCUCCAGAUCCGAGUUCGCAGAUUAAUGCUGUACUGAGUCACCCGACUUUACCUGCUAUCGCGACUGCAGGUGAAGAUGGUUAUAUAAGAUUCUAUGAUAUAAAAUCUAACUCGUCCACCCCGACUCAUUCAAUUCUUGCUCAUCCAUCACCCAUAACAUCCCUUUCAAUCUCGCCUUUAUCACCUACUUGCAUCUUAACAUCCUCGACAGACUGUCUCGUCAGGUUAUGGGAUCUAGGUAAGAAGACUUGCGUACAGGAUUUAUCGGGACACAGAGAAAGGUCAGGCGAAGGUGUUAACAUGGUGGCUUCACAUCCUGAAUUGCCCAUUGUCGGUACGGCUGGUGCGGAUGGUGUGGUCAGAUUAUGGGGUGCGGGAUAA
Kwoniella mangroviensis CBS 8507 is the source of this 2517-nucleotide messenger RNA. RefSeq lists its product as uncharacterized. Gene Ontology annotation, molecular function: protein binding. Bases 1 to 2517 code for a protein of 838 amino acids. The record is from RefSeq and is a predicted model, not a curated record. The transcript has 9 exons. NCBI's taxonomy places the organism in Eukaryota, Fungi, Basidiomycota, Tremellomycetes, Tremellales, Cryptococcaceae.